This is a messenger RNA of Calidris pugnax (ruff), 3972 nucleotides long. Its product is annotated as zinc finger protein 628-like. Gene Ontology annotation, biological process: regulation of cytokine production; negative regulation of transcription by RNA polymerase II; regulation of immune system process. The transcript has a single exon. The annotation marks the transcript as partial. The record is from RefSeq and is a predicted model, not a curated record. Lineage: Eukaryota; Metazoa; Chordata; Aves; Charadriiformes; Scolopacidae.
AAGGUGUCCUCUCCAUCCCCCCCCUCCCAACAUGGCGCUGUGUCCCCAGGGGCGCCAUGGAGGAGCUCCAGGAGGGGGGGGACGCCGGUGGUGGGACCCAUGGGGACGUCGGUGGUGGGACCCGUGGAGGUGCUGGUGGGACCCACAGGAACAUCCACGGUGGAACCCGGGGAGAUACCGGUGGUGGGACCCAUGGGGACGUCGAUGGUGGGACCCAUGGAGAUGUUGGUGGUGGAACCCAGGGAGAUAUCGGUGGUGGAACCCAUGGGGACAUCCGUGGUGACACCCAUAGGAAUGUCCAUGGUGGAAUCCAGGGAGAUAUUGGUGGUGGAACCCAUAGGAACGUCUGUGGUGGAACCCAGGGAGAUAUCGGUGGUGGAACCCGUGGGGACGUCAGUGGUGGAACCCAUAGGAACGUCCAUGGUGGAACCCAUGAAGACAUUGGUGGUGGAACCCAUGGCCAAGGCCGUGACGGGACUCUUAGGGACCUCCAUGGUGACACCCACGGCCAUGGGGACCUCCAAGAUGACGCCCUGGAUGACGACAUCAGCGAUGACACCCUUGGGGACCUCCAGGACACCUCCCGUGGGGACCUCGGUGGUGCCACCCCCAGGGAUGGCCGUGCCCUUCCCACCUGCCCCACGUCGGGGACCCGCAACCGGUGUCCCACCCGUCCCACCGCCGUCCCCACCCCACCACCGGCCCCACGCCAGGCCCAGACCCACGUGGCCACCAACCCUGGAGGUGGCCCCAGGUCCAGAGGUGCCACCACCAGGUCCAGAAGGGCCACCACAGCGAGGUCCAGAGGAGCCACCGCCACCACAGCCGCGCCCACCACCUCCAGAGGGGCCACCACCAGGUCCAGAGGGGCCACCACCACCACGUCCGGAGGUGCCACCCCCAUGAUGGAUGUCUCUGAACCAUCUGGAGAUGUUGCCACCACGAUGGAUGUCUCCAAAGAACCUGAGGCUGCCACCGCCUCCGUGGAGACGUCCGUGACUUCUGUGGGCACCGCCACCAGGUCCAGAGGGGCCACCACCACAAGGUCCAAAGGGGCCACCACCACCAGGUCCAGAGGGGCCACCACCAGGUCUGGAGGCACCACCACCACCAUGGAUGCAUCCAUAGAUGCAACCACCACAGUGGAUACAGCCAAACCAGCUGGAGGUGCCACCACCCGCUCCAGAGGUGCCACCACCAGGUCCAGAGGUGCCACCUCCACCAGAGCUGCAUCCAAAGCACCUGGAGGUUCCACCACCACCACCAUCCUCAUCAACACCACCACCACCACGGCCGCAUCCGAAGCCCCCGGAGAUGCCACCACCACCACGUCCACUCCCAAAGCCCCUGGAGAUGCCACCACCACCACCACGUCCACUCCCAAAGCACCCAGAGAUGCCACCACCACCAGCAAGUCUGCUUCCAAAGCCACCGGAGAUGCCACCACCACCACCACGUCCACUCCCAAAGCACCCAGAGAUGCCACCACCACCAGCAAGUCUGCUUCCAAAGCCACCGGAGAUGCCACCACCACCACCACGUCCACUCCCAAAGCACCCAGAGAUGCCACCACCACCAGCAAGUCUGCUUCCAAAGCCCCUGGAGAUGCCACCAUGACCAGCAAGUCUGCUUCCAAAGCCCCCGGAGAUGCCACCACCGCCACUACAUCUGUUCCCAAAACCCCUGGAGAUGCCACCACCACCGCUACGUCCGUUCCCAAAGCCCCCGGAGAUGCCACCACCACCACCUCGGAAGCCCCCUGCUCGUCCUGCCCCCGCCCUGCUCCCCCGUUCCCCUGCGCCGCCUGCCCCAAAUCCUACGGCACCCUCUCCAAGUUGACCAUCCACCAACGGGCCCACACGGGCGAACGUCCCUUUUCUUGCCCGGAUUGUCCCAAAUCCUUCGCCGACCCUUCCGUCUACCGCAAGCACCGCCGGGGCCACGACGGGCUGCGUCCCCACCGCUGCGGCUCCUGCCCCAAGGCCUACGCCGAGCGCAAGGACCUGCGCAACCACCAGCGGAGCCACACGGGCGAGAGGCCUUUCCUCUGCGCCGAGUGCGGCAAGAGCUUCGGGAGGUCUUCUUCUCUGGCAUGCCACCAGCGCAUCCACGCUCCCCGCAAGCCCUACGCCUGCGGGACCUGCGGCAAGUCCUUCACCCAGCUCUCCUCCUUCCAAAGCCACCAGCGGGUCCACACCGGGGAGCGUCCCUUCCUCUGCCCGCAGUGCGGGAGGAUGUUCUCCGACCCUUCCAGUUUUCGGCGCCACCAACGUGCCCACCAGGGCUUGAAGCCCUACGGCUGCGGCGAGUGCGGCAAGGCCUUCCGGCAACCGGCCGACCUGGCCGUCCACCGCCGGACCCACACCGGGGAGCGGCCCUGGCGCUGCGGGGAGUGCGGCAAAGCCUUCGUGGCCUCCUGGGACCUCAAGCGUCACCGCUUGACCCACGGCGGGGAGCGGCCCUGGCGCUGCGGGGACUGCGGGAAGGGGUUUUGGGAGAGGGCGGCCUUGGCCAAGCACCGCAGGACGCACUCCGGGGAGAGGCCCUACGCCUGCGGGCACUGCGGGAAGGGCUUCGGCGGGCCCUCGGGGCUGCGCAAGCACGAGAGGACGCACGGCAAGGGGGAGGAGGGGGGCGGCAUCAAGGUGGCCACCGGUGGUGAGCUCAACAUGGCCGCCGGAGCCACCCUCAACAUGGCCGCCGGUGGUGGCCUCAACAUGGCCGCCAGGUCUACCCCUAAUAUGGCCGCCAGUGGUGGCCUCAACAUGGCCACCAAAGCUGGUCUCAAUGUGGCCACUGGUGGUGGCCUCAACAUGGCUGCUGGUGGUGGUCUCAACGUGGCCACUGGACCUACCCCUAAUAUGGCCGCCGGUGGUGGCAUCAACAUGGCCGCCAGUGGUGGUCUCAACAUGGCCGCCAGGUCUACCCCUAAUAUGGCCGCCAGUGGUGGCCUCAACGUGGCUGCUGGUGGUGGCCUCAACGUGGCCACCAAACCUGGUCUCAACAUGGCCACCAGUGGUGGCCUCAACGUAGCAGCCAGUGGUGGCCUUGACAUGGCCACUGGACCUACUCAUAUGGCCACCAGUGGUGGCCUCAGCGUGGCCACUGGAUCUAGCCCUAAUAUGGCCACCAGUGGAGGCCUCAAUGUGGCCACCAAACCUGGUCUCAACGUGGCCACUGGACCUGGCCUCAACGUGGCCACCAGUGGUAGCCUUGACAUGGCCACUGGACCUACUCAUAUGGCCACCAGUGGUGGCCUCAACGUGGCCACCAGACCUGGUCUCAACGUGGCCACCGGACCCAGCCUCAACAUGGCCACCAGUGGUGGCCUCACUGUGGCCACCGGACCCGGCCUUGGCCUCACCGGAGGAGGUCCAGGCCUGGCCACCAGGCUCGGCCAUGACUUGGCAGCUGGAGCUGGCCACCACACGGCCGCCAGAGGUGGCCACGGGAUGGUUGUGGGUGCUGGCCAUGGUGUCGGUGGCCAAGCCGGCCACGGUGUGGCCACCGGCGUUGGCCAAGGGAUGGUGGGUGCCCAACUUGGCCACAGUAUGGCCACUGGACUUGGCCAUGAGGUGGCCAACAGAGGUGGCCACCAAGCUGGCCGUGAGGUGGCCACCGCUACCGGCAGGGAAAUAGGUGCUGGGCCUAGUCACGACGCGGCCACUGGACUGGGCCACAGCGUGGCCACCAUUUCUGGACCGGGGGCCACUGGAGCUGGUCCCGACAUGGUGGCCCCCGUGGGCCACAAAGGCCCCAAUUUGGUUGCCCCAAACAUGGCGGCCUCCAACAUGGCGGCCCCCAGCGGAGGCCCCGACAUGGCCCCCAUGGGGGAACCCAACAUGGCGGCCCCCACGGGAGCCUGCCCGGCUACGGGGGGCGUGGCCACGCCAGGCCCCGCCCCUCCUCCGGAGCCCCGCCCCUUUGCCUGCCCCCUCUGCCCCAAGCGCUUCGGGGCGAGGGCGGGGCUUC